Molecule: messenger RNA, 3412 nt
Organism: Spodoptera litura
Lineage: Eukaryota; Metazoa; Arthropoda; Insecta; Lepidoptera; Noctuidae
Product: protein SCAI
Biological process (GO): DNA-templated transcription
Molecular function (GO): transcription corepressor activity
Source: RefSeq, a predicted model, not a curated record
AUAAAUCCUUUCGUGAAUAAUACCAGAAUAUUUAAAACAAUUUUUGCCAUCAAUUUCAAUAGCAAAAACCCAUACAAGUGCGCCCCAAGCAUUCAUAAAAGUUGAAGUUAUUAUAGUGUACCGUGGCGUAACGACGCGACGCUUCGAAACCUGCCGAUACACUGCGCUAGUUAUAAUUACUGUACUAUCAAGGCCAUAUGUUACACCGCCAAACUAAAAUAUUCGACUCCUGUCUUAGAAUCGCUUGAAAGAGGUGGACAGUGUUUAUUAAACCAACAAGUGAAAUGGUAUGAAGUUUGUGUCAUACAAUUAAACAUCGGAGCGAAUUACAACCUGUGAGGGAGUACCAUCACAGGCCUGCUAAAGAUAUAUUCGAGGCGAGCUUUUCUCCAAUAUUUUGGGUACUGUUUUGAUGAACAUUCAAGCCCCCCACCGGAAGGCUAGUUCUGUUACCCCCAGCGCUACCUACAACCGCCGAAAUUCAAUCAUCAAGGAACCGCAGAAACAUUCGCAUGGGCAGGAUGAAUCCUUUAGAGGAUCAUGAACGUAAAAUCAUUAUAGAAUUUUGCCAUCUACUGGAAAAAUCCAAACAACUAUUCAAUGGUUUACGAGAGUUGCCACAAUAUGGGCACAAACAAUGGCACUCCUAUUUUGGAAAGACGUUCGAUGUGUACACGAAGCUGUGGAAGUUCCAACAGCAACACAGGGGAAUUCUUGAUAGUAAAUAUGGACUGAAACGUUGGCAAAUUGGCGAAAUCGCUUCGAAAAUAGGACAACUUUAUUAUCACUUCUACUUAAGAACAAGUGAUACAGCUUACUUAAGCGAAGCCUUCUCCUUCUACUUCGCCAUUCGAGGCAGGAGCUACUACACUCAAGCUUCUAAAGAAGACAAAUGCGAACUGAUGGUAAAAAAACUUCGUUACUAUGCACGUUUUAUCGUCGCAAGCCUUCUGCUCAAAAAAAUGAAACUGGUCCGGGACCUAUUAAAUGAGCUUGACAAACAAAUUAGCGAAUAUGGCAUCACUUAUGAGCCAGAUGAUCAAAAUGAAUGGAGGAUUGUUGCUGAUGAAGUUAGGAGCUUCAUUAAAGUGGAGCCAGUGGUGACUGUGUACCAUCCUCAAGAGUUCGUCGUAAUACUGUCGCAUCGACUUAGUCCUCAAACGACGCCACCAAUCGAGAGGACGUCCGCGAUGACAUUAAUUCUUCAAGAAGUACUGAUUGUUGGAAGUAAUGCUACUCAGCUGAAGUUUUCUGAACUGACUAUGGACAUGUACAGAAUGAUGCAAACUCUUGAACGGGAGCCCAAUGGCGAGGCCCAGCACUUGUACGAUGAAUCGCCACGACAGCGUUGUGCGUCAACACCGAGUGCUUUUAAUAACAAAGGCUAUAACUUAGAAUGCGGUCUUAACAAAAACGAGGGGCCGCAUAAAUACUUGCUGUUUAAACCAUCACCUAACCAGGUGUUUGUGUACCUGGCUAGUGCUUGCGACGACCUGCUCUGUAACGGAGUGGUUCUGCUAUAUAUAUCUGCAGAAGGAUUGCUCGUUCCUCCGUCAAAGAAUCACUGUGAAGAAGCAGGUGGCUACGACGUGGGAGGACUGAUCACAACGUCCAAAAUCGACGUGCUUGGACGGGAAACGACGAUAAAAGAGGGAAAGUCGGCCCCUCCUAAGUAUAAAGAUUUACAGGUUCUCCAUCCAGGUGACCUGUAUCCAUUCACACGGCGACCUAUGGUCGUGAUCGUGGAUUCCGACAAUUCUUUCAUUUUCAACGACAUGCCUCGUCUUUUCGGGCAGCCGCUGAUUAUACUGAUGUCACCGAUGGAGCUGCCUUCCAGUCUCUAUCCUGUACCUGGUGAGGCGAGGGUUGAAGGAAGCUUGUUCACUCUGUUCCUGCACUGCCCGCUGUCAGCGCUGUGCCUCUGCUGCGACAUCAAGAAGAUGGGGUUAAUGAACUGGGAACGAGCACAGUCCUAUAUUGAUGCAUUCUUGAAGGAAGCAGGCGCGCUGGUAGCUCGCAGUCGUACCGAGUACGUGUUAUUCCUUGGUGACGAUUUCUUGCGGCUGCUGAUUCUACGCUUCAUCUUCUGCGAGACGUUUCUGCGAAUGCAUCGGCUGUUCCGCGGUCGGGCGCAGCACACGCGCUGCAGCCCACCUCUGCCCAACGACAUCUAUGACCAUCCCACCCUCACUCACAUCUUCAUGGAGCUAUUAGCACACCUGCAGGUACGAAGCCACUUCCACGAGCCAGCUGCCGCUGCCCAGGCUAGCAGGGAGUGAUAUGCGUCGAAAAGAGCUCGCAGUGUGUCGUUCGCCGCUCAAUAGCAAAUAGCUUUCUGUCCACGGCCCACUGCGGGUCGAGACAGAACAUAUAUAUAAAAUAUGGCGGAAAUAGUGGUUCAUGGCAUAAACCACCUCUGUUGCGAGCGCGUGCUACAAGAUUUAAGUUCCUUGUAUUGAGGCUCAAAUUACUUGCGCUCCUAAAUUUAAUCCAUAAUAAAAUAAUUGUUACUACAAUAUACUCAUAAUAAAUACAAAUACAAGAGGAAGCACGAUUGUAAAUAAGCACCCAUUUAUUAGGUAGAUCAAUUACUAUUGAACCCUAUCUUUUCGACUACAUUCAAGUAUUUUAUCGAAAUACAAAAAUAAUACAAUACAGGAUAUUUAAAACGGAAACUUGCAAAACCACAAUUAAGAACAAUUAAUUCCAUGGAUCACGACGGCAAAUUAAAGUCAGCUAAAUAUACGAAGGCUACAAAAAUAUCAUGUCCAAGAUUACUAUAUUUCAGCUUAUGGUUCUAUUCAGAAACAUUACUGAAUAUGAACCACUACACGACGAACAAAGACGAAUAGUUGUUCAGAACGUUACCACUUUGUUUUAAUGUUUAAGUUAAUACUGAUGAAUCAUGGAUAUUUCUAAUAUUAUGCUCCUCCGAAUUAUAUCCUAUGCUAAUGCAGAGGUAAUCCUAGGUAUUGUUUAAAAUACAAACAUUAUCCACAUUUGUGGUCAACAUAACAAUUAUAGGAAAAAUGUACAAAACACUUAUUUCAUAUUUAUCUUGUGAUUUCAUUGUACUCAUUUAAACUGUCAAACACCGCGCGGUCACCGGUGACCGCAACCUAUUGUUCUAUAAUUGUGUCUAUAAUGACGGUACUUGACGAGUUAUUCUCAGUACAGUUAAAAACUGUUAAUAGUAAUUAUAUAUAUAUCCACAUCGUGAUCCAUCAGAACUAAUAAACAGUUUUUAUAAAAUAUAGCAGAUUAUGCAAUGUUAUGUUAUGUUACCCGAGAUUGACUUAACACUGAAGAAAAACUGUGUCUAUUAUUACAAUAAACUGAAUAUAACAAAAAAUAUUUAAUGGCGUCAUGUACUUAUUAUUUAGAAACUUUGUAAAUACUCUAUGAUAUUCAA